AAGAUUCAGAACGAUUUCAUCUUAGUGAUUUCAUCGCAGAGAUUCAGAGAUUCAGAUCGGUCUCCACCAUCUGCACCAUCGUCUCCAUCAUCAUCUACACCAUUGUCUCCUAAGGUGGAAAUAGUGCUACUGGAGCAAUUGCUGGAGGUGUAGCUGCUGGUGCUGCCUUUAUGAAUAGCUUUCUUAAGAUCACCACUUCCUCAACCAAUGGUGGCUGGUGGGGAUCCAGCUUGUUAGUUUGAAUUCUCUAGUAUCCUUGAAUUUUUUGUGCUGAUAAGUCCAUUUUUUAUGAUGUUAAGCACUGGAAAAUACUAUCACACCAUUCUCGUUCAUCUUAUAUGGUCUUCACUUUGUAUUCCACUUGAUACAGUGAAGAGCACCUAACCACCUUGGAAAGGGGACUUGCUUAGGUGCAGGGUUGGAUGCUUGUUCAGUUUAAUGGCGAGGGAUAUAGCAUAAGUUUUUUGUGUCAUGUUUGAGGCGCAUGUUAAGCAACUGCUUAUGAUUUGUGUUCCAUCUCUUGAAUCAGAACUGAUCUUGUGGCUGCCAUGUCUGUUACGUGAUGCUGAUUUUUUUUCUGUGAAUUAGGCACAUCCGUGAAUUAGUUUUUUGUGUCAUGUUAAGAAACUGCUUAUGAUUUGUGUUCCUUUAUCAGGCACCUCUUCUGGAGGUAUGUAUACUAAUUAUGAAAAUAAGAAAAAUAUUAUUUAUACUGCCAUUUGCACACUUAGAUUUGUGCAAGUGCAAAUUCAAUAUUGCAGUGAGUUUAUGAGCUUUCAAUUAGAGCAAAAAAUUGAUAGAAAAUUCAUUCAAAUAGAAUCAUCAUUCAACAUUGUAAGGGAAUGGUCAUUCUAAUGGGAUGCUAAGUAAUGAUUAUUCCAUUCCAUUCUACCUUCAUAUUCUAUUCUUAAGCUACUAUUGAAACUAAUAGUUUCAAUUGAUCAAAUGCUUUUGUAGUUUGUGAUAUUAGUUGAAAAGUCCCCAUUAACAACUGAGAUUCGGAUUGCAGGCCCAUUGGCUAUGCUGCUAUUUGCAUCAGUAACCUUUGUUUCUGCCUUCUCUCUGUGCCACUGUUACAGAUCACCCGGUCCAGGGCCCAAGAGAAAUCCCUCCUACCUAGAAGCUGUUCGGACAAUUUUAGGCAAUUCUUCAGAAAUUAAUUGAUCGCGAAGGUUGAAACAGCUGAAGGGAUUCAUUGAUGGUGUUACUAGCCCGACCAGGCAUUGGCUCCUGCCUCAAAUUUGUCAAAUUUGUUUGGGAGACUCCAAGAGCAGAGAUGGUCUAACCAAUGGCUUCUGGUGCUGACCUAAAUACCAUCCUAAAUGAGGGAGAUUCUCUUAACUGCUAACAUUUGUAAUGUUUUUCAUUUCAUUCUUUUUGUCCAUUUAUUGAAGUUUCACACAAGCUCCAACAGUUGGGUUGGAUUCCUGAGCUUAUUUUGUCCAGGUUAGGAUUCUCUAGAAAUACUUGCAUAGUACAGAUGACCCCAUAAGGCUAGAUUGACUUGUGUACAAUGAGUGAAUAGUGCAUCAUUGGAUCGAAAAUUCUCUACUCGUGUCUUGGUGUAGUGAUGCAGUGCGAACAAAGGAAACACUUAAAACUAUGCAAGAGCAAGUGAGAGGAUUUUUGGAAGCUGAGGUACAUUUCAUUUCACGCUUUUAUUCAAUUGCAGCAAUGGAUGGACACACACACAGCUGAGCACCUUCAACAUGCCAUCUGUAAAUUUUCAAGGGACGAGAUACUUACAGUUAUGUGAGUUCUGCUGACUGUAACAGCUUGUUUGGAGUUCCAUUUAAUAGGUGAGGUAUUUGUGUGUAUUAAGGGUGCAUCUUGAUGGCAAAUGGAAAAGAAACUCUGGGUGUGUUUUACAUAGUAUGUCAAAUGAAUUCACUAAACUUGUAUAGUUUUUGUAAUUAGUCUAAUUAGCUGUGAUUUUAAAUUUUUAUUUAAAUUGACAUUUCCAUAUAUGGUUUCAUUUUUUCAAUAGCAACUAUCAUCUCCAUGGGACCUCUGAUGACCCUUGUCAUGUCUUGACAAUAGAUGUCUUUUCAAUAACAAUCUAAUUUAUUUAGUUUUAGAAUGUACUUGUGCAGGAAGCAAGUAAGACUAUACAGGUGUAUGGGACAUAACAGAGGAUGGGAGGAGGCAGCCUCAAUGUUCUCAGGCACCUCCAUAGAGCUGAAGACUUGCAAUGCUGCUUUGCUUGAAGCUACUGGGAAAUCGUGGGAAGAUUGGGUAGGGAAAUCUCACUGUUGUAUACCUAAGCACACAGUUAUUACUAGAGAUGGUUUAUUGAUGAGAAUGAAGACUGCUCAGUGGAAGAAGGUUAUUGAUCUAAAUCUCACUGGUGUAUACCUAUGCACACAGGCUGCAGCCAAAAUUAUGAUGAAAAAGAAAAAGAUCUUGAAAGGUCUUCUCUAUUUCCAUAGCCAUGACCCACCAGUCAUCCACAGAGAUCUCAAGUAUGACAACAUUUUAUACAAUGGCACCAAGGAGAAGUUGAAUAUCUUUUAAUACCUGUCAAAAUGCUGAUACUUACUAUUU
This is a messenger RNA of Camellia sinensis, 2544 nucleotides long. The record is from RefSeq and is a predicted model, not a curated record. NCBI's taxonomy places the organism in Eukaryota, Viridiplantae, Streptophyta, Magnoliopsida, Ericales, Theaceae.